Molecule: messenger RNA, 1371 nt
Organism: Lodderomyces jiufengensis
Lineage: Eukaryota; Fungi; Ascomycota; Pichiomycetes; Serinales; Debaryomycetaceae
Exons: 1
Coding region: 1-1371 (456 amino acids)
Source: RefSeq, a predicted model, not a curated record
AUGCUGACUCAAAUAAAAUCUAAUAUUGGUAAUAAAAGAAUUAUACAAAACCAAUUAUUAUUAAAUUAUUUAAUAAAUGGUGUUGCAAAACCUUCAUUAAAAGCAUUUAUUUAUGCUUAUCUUUAUUUAGUAUUACCAAAAGUUUUAGGACAAAUUAUAAGUGCAAUAAAAAAACAUAAAUAUGAUAAAAUUAUUCCAAGAGUUAAAAAGACAAUAAUAAAAGCUUUACAUUUUAGAAAAUUUCCUAUAUUUUCUGCUAGUUUAAUAGCUGGUAUAAAUAUUUUAGAACCAUUAAUUUAUGGAUUUUUGAAAAAAAAUAAGAAUUUUAAAUCACCAACUAAAACAUUAUUUUUUUCAACUUUAAUUUCUUCACUUAUUUCUGCUUUAAUUACUUUCCCAUUAUAUCAAAGUCAUAUUGUUAAAAUUGGUAGAUAUAAUUCAUUAGAUUUAACUUUAUUAGUUGCAACAAGAGCUUUAGAUACUGCUUUUUCUUCAUCAUUAUCCAAAAUCGUACAUCCAAAUUUAUCAAAAUAUGGUGAUGCAUUAUUAUUUAUUGCAAGUUGUACUCCUAUAAUGUUUUGUUGGUUUUAUUAUCCAGAAAGAUUACCACCUGCUUAUUCAAAAUGGAUUACUUCAGCUGCAAAUAUGGAUCCUGAUUUUGUUGAAGUUUUAAAAUUAGUUAGAAAUAAAGAAAUAAUUUAUGGAGAACAUGGACCAUAUGAAGAUUAUUUAACUCCAUAUUUUAUAAAAUAUGGUAAAGAUCCAAAAAGAGGUAAUACUGUUAUAAAUCAACCUAUUGAAUGUGAAGCUGUACAUGCUUUUGUAAGUAAAAAUUGUGAAAUUCAUGCAUUAUGGAGAUUUUGGAGAGGUUUUAAAUUUGCCGCUACUGUAUAUUUACCAUUGAAUUUAUUGAUGUUAUUAUUCCCACUGAAAGUUAAAAUGUCAGCAAGAUUAUUACGUGCUAUAAAAUCUUCAAUUAGAUCAUCUUGUUUUCUUGGUGCAUUCAUUGGUUUCAUGUGGUAUGCAGUUUGUUUAGCGAGAACAAGAAUUUUACCCAAAUUAUUUCCAAAUGUACCAAGAACUCGUUGGGAUGAUACAAUUUGUGUUGCUGCAGGAUCUCUUGCAUGUGGAUUUUCUUCAUUUGUUGAAACACCUCAAAGAAGAAAAGAAUUAGGAUUAUUUGUUGCUCCAAGAGGUUUAGGUACAUUUAUACCAUCAGAACCAUCAAAAAGAAAUUUAAGAAUUGAAAGUAUUGUAUUUUCAAUAAGUUUGGCCGUUCUAGUUGCAUAUUCAAGAAGCAGGUCUUCAAGUGUUAGAGGUAUUUUCGGUAAAGGAUUAAAACAAAUUUUCAAUGUUAAUACUUAUAAUUAG